ACCGAUGCGGAAGUCGCUCCUGAUUGGUCAAUUUGUGCCGUAAGUCUGUCGUAAAAUACACAACUGUCGUAAAAUCCUCUGCCGUAAACUGGGUCGGUCCAUAGUGGAGAAAAUGGCGCCUGUUUUGGUUUUGGACAAUGGAGCUUACACGGCAAAAGUCGGGUUUUCCACGGAAAAAGAGCCGAGGUUGAUCCCUAACUGUGUUAUGAAGUCAAAGAGCGAGAGAAGGAAAAAUUUUGUCGGGAACCAGAUUGAAGAGUGUAAAGACUUGUCUGGGCUCUUCUACGUGUUGCCAUUCCAGAAGGGAUACCUGGUGAACUGGGAUGUACAGAGACAAGUCUGGGAUCACAUCUUCAGUAAAGAUGUCCUAAAUGUGAACUUUGCUGACACUGUUGCCAUGGUAACGGAACCCUUCUUCAACUUCACCUCCAUCCAAGAGUCCAUGAACGAGAUCUUUUUUGAGGAGUAUCAGUUUAAGGCACUACAGAGGGCAAAUGCUUCAACUUGGAGUGCCCACAAGUACAGCAGUGGUCAGCAGAAGAAGCCCCUUUGUUGUGUAGUGGUGGACACAGGGUAUUCUUUCACACACAUCACACCAUACUGUAGAGGCAAGAAGAUGAAGGAUGGCAUAAGAAGAUUGAAUGUUGGAGGUAAAUUGCUGACCAAUCAUCUGAAAGAGAUCAUCUCGUACCGACAGCUUCACGUCUUGGACGAGACGUAUGUCAUGAACCAAGUCAAGGAGGACGUAUGCUACGUCUCCUCACAGUUCUACAGGGACAUGGAGACAGCCAAACUUAGAGGAAAAGAGAACACAGUGCUGAGAGACUAUGUCUUGCCAGACUUUUCACAGAUCAAGAGAGGUUAUGUGAAGCCCUUAGAAGAGAUGAAUUAUGCCGGAAAAUACAAGGGAGGGGAACAGAUUAUCAGAAUGGCCAACGAGAGGUUUGCUGUUCCAGAAGUUCUCUUCCACCCCUCUGAUAUCGGCAUCCAAGAAAUGGGUAUCCCAGAAGCCAUUGUGCACGCUGUGGAAGCCUGUCCGGAAGAAAUGCACCCCCACAUGUACAUGAACAUCAUUCUGACUGGAGGGAAUGCACUAUUGUCUGGGUUCAAGGAGAGAGUAUUCUCGGACUUGAGAGCUCUGGUGCCACAGCAGCUGGAGGUCAGAGUUCACCAGCCCGACCGUCCAAUCACGUACGCCUGGGAGGCAGGCGUUGCCCUUAGCAACACAGCUGGCUUCGACAAGAUGCUGGUUACCAGGCAACAGUACGACGAGUAUGGUCAGAACAUCUGUUCUGAUAAAUUUGAUGUGUGAAGGAAAGCGUUUCUGUUGCUAAGGA
Molecule: messenger RNA, 1337 nt
Organism: Branchiostoma belcheri (Belcher's lancelet)
Lineage: Eukaryota; Metazoa; Chordata; Leptocardii; Amphioxiformes; Branchiostomatidae
Product: actin-related protein 6-like
Exons: 10
Coding region: 113-1312 (399 amino acids)
Cellular component (GO): Swr1 complex
Molecular function (GO): nucleosome binding
Source: RefSeq, a predicted model, not a curated record